Ilex paraguariensis (yerba mate) is the source of this 153-nucleotide messenger RNA. Lineage: Eukaryota; Viridiplantae; Streptophyta; Magnoliopsida; Aquifoliales; Aquifoliaceae. The record is from the annotation of a GenBank genome assembly.
GAUACCCACUAUGAGUUUGUGAAGGUCCACAAAUUGAACUUGCAGAUUGUUGCAGGAUUUAUGUUUUACAUUACUUUUGAGGCCACGGUUGUUGCUCCAGCCGACGGUUGUAGUCUUUUCCAGAAUGGAGGACAGAGAAGUCAAUUUUUGUAG